CAGCCUCGUCAGCGGUUCACUCCGCUCGACAACCUCGUCCUCGUCCUCCUCGUCGUCCUCCCUUGCUUCUUGUAAGGGCUGCAAUUACGUCCAGCAUACCUUGGCGAUGAGCGGCAGCACAUAUCGCCGUGUACCCACAGGGGAGAGUGGUCUGCCUGCUCCAUCCACAUCAGAAGGCCCACGCAGCGGCCUCAGCGCUCGAGGAGCAGCCGCCGCCUCUGCGUUAGCCAGUCCAUUGCUCAACAGAAUAGGUCAUUCACCGCGGAGAAGAUGGGCAGCACUAGCAGGAGCAGCUACACUGGUCGUCAUCCUCUUUCUCACACUCACGCCGUCGAGUGAAGAGGGGCCCUCUAGACUGCGGACCGCAGCCUGGGGUAACAAGAAUGCGAAUCCAUGGUUCAGACUAGGGGCCAAGGCACCUACAAAUGGGCAGUGGAAUGAUCAAGCCUUUGAGGCAGGUGGAUGGGUGCAGGGAAGUGGGAGGAAGAAUUUGACCUACGACUCGCCCUUUAAUCGAGAAGACUACUCGUUGACAGAGGACGAGUGCGAUGCCUUCUUCCCAGGCUUGUGGAAGGAGAUUGACAGAAGUGUCGAGUAUUUCACUACAAAGCAAAAAUUCGACAAGGAAUACCUCGAAUUCGUCUGCGACGAUGGCAUCUGGAGCAAUGCACGCGUAGUCAUCUACGAGAACCAAGUCUAUCUCAAGCACUACAAGCAGUCUGACUUCACUCGUUCCCAAGCCGCUCUGCACCUCCUUCACCUCUCGGUCAUGACCGCCCGCGAGAGAUUGCCCAACGUCGAGUUCUGCGUCAACUUGGUCGACUGGGGAUCCCGCGGCAAGUUUGGGCUUGACCGCAGUCCUGACUUGCAGGACGUCUGGCUCAUGCCAGACUAUGGUUGGUUCGCUUGGCCAGAGCAUGUAGGCUCGUACAAGGACUAUAGGCGACGAGCAGCAAAGGUGGAGCAGGAGGUUGGCUGGUCAGGAAAAGUGGACAAGCUCUUCUGGCGCGGCUCAAUGCGCGUAGGUACGGCAGACAGGGAAAGUAUGAAGCAGAUGUCAGACGGUCACGCCUGGAGCGACGUAGAGGAAGUACGUUGGGGGGAUGGAGCUACCAAUGCAGUCACCAUGGAGGAUCACUGUCGCUGGAAGUUCCACGGCUUCCCUGAGGGCAACACCUACUCUGGGCGACUGCGUUACUUGCAGAACUGCAGAGUGGUCAUCGUCACCCACCCGCCGAGAUGGAUUCAGCAUUGGACCCAUCUCUAUAAUGCUGACCCGAACUCGCCGGAUCAGAACAUCGUCUACGUGGACCCGCCUGCGCCAGAUGCUCCCUCCGUCCUCGUCCACGACGAGAAGGGCAAUGAGUUCCGCGACGCUACAUGGCACAAUCUGCCAGCAACGAUGGACUGGCUGCUCCGCAAUGACGAGCGAGCGAAGCUGAUUGCGGACAAUCAGUGGGACUUCUUCCGCGAGCGAUACAUUUCGCCUGCAUCUGCGACGUGUUACUGGAGGAAGCUGAUCAAAGGAUUUGCGAGCGUUCAGCUCUACGAUGUGGACUUGAGUGGGAGCGAGACACCGUAUGAGACUUGGUUGUUGGGAGGCCAUAGGCUGAAGGGCGAGAGUGGAAUGCAUUGAGGGAGCGAGAGGCGGGCAAGCAGCAAUUUCUCUUAUCGUCUGGGGCUCCUCAUAUCCAUCUUGAUUUCUUGUCACAGCUCGACGAGCCUACUUUUCCUCCUGCUGCGCUCUCGCUGGCUCUCGCUCUUCCCACAUCACACACAAAGACAUUACCGUAUUGCAGACAUUCCACUUUGUUCACUCUGAGAUCGCGGGAAGAAACGAUGAGGUAUCUGAAAUUCUCGAGACAAGAACGUAACGG
Molecule: messenger RNA, 1877 nt
Organism: Jaminaea rosea
Lineage: Eukaryota; Fungi; Basidiomycota; Exobasidiomycetes; Microstromatales
Exons: 2
Coding region: 107-1636 (509 amino acids)
Source: RefSeq, a predicted model, not a curated record